Penicilliopsis zonata CBS 506.65 is the source of this 3443-nucleotide messenger RNA. RefSeq lists its product as hypothetical. The record is from RefSeq and is a predicted model, not a curated record. Gene Ontology annotation, biological process: establishment or maintenance of microtubule cytoskeleton polarity; mitotic spindle organization; microtubule polymerization. Gene Ontology annotation, cellular component: kinetochore; centrosome; spindle pole. NCBI's taxonomy places the organism in Eukaryota, Fungi, Ascomycota, Eurotiomycetes, Eurotiales, Aspergillaceae. Bases 285 to 3017 code for a protein of 910 amino acids. The transcript is spliced from 5 exons. Gene Ontology annotation, molecular function: microtubule plus end polymerase activity; microtubule plus-end binding.
GCCUGUCUCUCCCCUCCUCUCUGCCCAAUCUGUUACCCCCACCCGACGAACGAUCGCGCCCAGAUCCAAACAGCUGCAAAGUCUGUGAUCUGGCCUUCUCUGCGAUUAUUUAGGAGCUGACUGGCGGCAAAGCAACUGAUUGUCCUUCGUUCCUUGUCUGCCGGACCGCUCGACAUCGAACGCCUUAUUCCCCCGGCCGACGCGGUCAGAGUCAAUAAAUCUAUAUUCCAUUAAAUUGAGACAACCGAGUGUCUGAAAACGAUCUAAACCCGUCACAUUUUACCAUGGCGGAAGGAGAGGAAGACUUUUCCUCGCUUCCAUUGCCUGACCGGUUCACACACAAGAACUGGAAGGUCAGGAAAGAAGGUUACGAGGAUGCAAACAAGCAGUUUGAAAAGACACCGGACGAGUCAGAUCCCGUAUUCAGUCCGUUUUUACAAGAUCCGGCGUUAUGGAAGGGUGCUGUGGCGGAUUCAAACGUGGCGGCACAACAAGAGGGGCUUGCGUCCUAUUGUUCAUUUCUGAAAUACGGCGGCGCCCAAGCAUGUGUGAGGACACGGGGAAGCACGAUCGCCGCGAUUGUCGAAAAAGGCCUGCCUUCUACACGACCGGCAGCAAAGGCUAGUGCGCUAGAGGCCCUCUUACUUUGCAUAGAAUUAGAUAAAUCGGAGCCCGUCAUUGAAGAAAUGCUCCCGGCGCUUUCGCACAAACUUGCCAAGGUUAUUGCUCCCGCCCUCGCUGCGCUGAAGGGCAUCUUUCACAAUUAUGGAGCCAAACUCGUCGAUCCGAAACCAGUCCUCAAGGCUCUGCCGAAAGUCUUCGGGCAUGCAGAUAAGAAUGUACGGGCAGAAGCACAGAAUCUGACGGUAGAGCUGUACCGGUGGUUGAAAGACGCUAUGAAACCCGUUUUCUGGGGGGAUCUGAAGCCUGUCCAGCAGCAGGACCUCGAGAAGCUUUUCGAAGCCGUGAAACAGGAGCCCCCACCAAAGCAAGAACGAUUCACCAGAGCGCAGCAAGAGGCGAUGGCUGAAGCCAGUGCUGCACCCGGCGGCGAGGAAGAGGAGGGGCUCGCCGGCGAGGAAUACGUUGAAGACGAUGGUGGCGAGAUGGACGCAUUUGACCUCGCCGAGCCUGUAGAUGUCAUGCCCAAGGUCCCGAAAGAUUUCCAUGAACAGCUGGCCUCGUCAAAGUGGAAAGACCGAAAGGAGGCACUAGAUGCGCUGUACAACGCGUUUAAUGUCCCGAGAAUCAAGGAGGGACCCUUCGAUGAGAUUGUGAAGGGACUCGCAAAGAGUAUGAAGGAUGCAAACGUUGCUGUUGUGACCGUUGCCGCAAAUUGCGUUGAUCUGCUCGCCAAGGGCUUGCGCAAAGGGUUCGGCAAAUAUCGGUCUCUCAUCAUGUCUCCCAUCUUGGAGCGUCUCAAGGAGAAGAAACAAUCAGUUGCAGAUGCCUUGGGUCAGGCCCUUGACGGUGUAUUUUCUUCAACGGAUCUAUCUGAAUGUUUGGAAGAGACGCUGGAGUUCCUGAAACACAAAAACCCGCAGGUCAAACAAGAGACUGUCAAGUUUUUGAUUAGGUGCCUCCGCACGACGAGAGAUGUUCCGUCCAAAGCCGAAGUCAAGUCCAUCGCCGAUGCGGCUACCAAGCUUCUCACAGAAUCCAGCGAAGUCGUCCGAUCAGGCGCUGCUGAGAUUCUGGGUACGUUGAUGAAAAUCAUGGGUGAACGGGCAAUGAAUCCUUACCUUGACGGGCUUGAUGAUAUCCGGAAGGCCAAGAUCAAGGAAUACUUUGAUACGGCAGAGGUCAAGGCCAAAGAUCGCCCGAAGCCCAUUGUCGCGCCCCCGAAGCCAGCCAUUCCAGCAGCUGGAAAGAAAGUUGUAGGCGGAAAGAAACCUGCAUCUGGCCUGAAAAAGCCGACUGCUACUGCGGCACCACCGAUUGAAGAACCAGCUGCGGCGCCCCAGUCCAAACCAGCAGCUAAGGGAGUUCCUUCUAAGGCUGGAGGACUCCCGAAGCCUGGUGGUGGACUGACAGCACCAGGGGCGGCUCUCAAGAAGAAACUUGGCGGGCCUGGCGGACUAGCAUCCCCCCAGCGACGUGUUGUCUCACCUCCAUCAGAAGAAGCACCGCCCCCCGCUGCGCCUAAGUUCGGUCCUGGAAGAGGGCUCGCCGGCCGUCCUAUCGCCAAACCAACACCGGUACCAGAACCAGCUCCUAUCGCACCCCCUGCGACACCUCACGUCGGCGGUCUCGCUGCCAUUGAACGCGCAGAACUUCAAGAACUGCGAGCAGAAAAUGAGCGGUUUACAAAGAUGGUCGAAGAGUUACGAGCAGAGAGAAGCAAGUUGAACUUGCAGAUCACUGAGCUCCAGAACCAGAACGCCCAACUCAUUGAGGAUCAUACGCGAGAUGUGCUGGGCAUCAAGGCCAAGGAGACGCAGUUGGUCCGGGCACGCAGCGAUGCCGAAUCUGCCGAACAGAGCGUGCAGAAGCAACAACGAGAGAUUGACCGACUGAAACGUGAACUUGCGAGGGCCCUGCGGGCUACUGCGAUCAGUCCCCCCAAUACGAUGGCUGAUACUGCCAGCAUGGGGAUUCCCGAGAUGGGAUCCAUGUACCAGGACCCUAUUUCUCACGACAAUUAUUCUCAGCCUCGAAUGGGACUCCAUAUGGGAUCUCGAUUUGAGAGUGCUCGACCUCGGAGUUAUGUGUCGGCAAGCCCCAGCGAAGAGAAAGAGAACAACGGCCUGGAAUCACCCGGGUUCAGUAGCAGAGAAAGUGCGCUCGGACGACGCAAGCUGAGUCCAACGUUUGGCACUGGCUACUCCGGAAUGGGCAGCCCGACUCGAUCAUCGUUGCUGGGUUCAGGCAGUGCGUCUGGGGAAGAUCAACCUAGCCGGGUUACAGAACCGGCGGAGAACUGGAAGAGAGCCGCAGAGGUGACCAGCCAGUUGAAAGCAAGAAUCGAGCAGAUGAAGGCGAGACAAGGACUCAACCGACCAGCUGCCCAACGUUAAUGACCUACUAUGUUUUGUUCUGUCUCUAUUCCUACCUCUGCAUUAAUAAUUAUUCUUCCCUUUUCUUCUUUUUUAUUUUCUUACGUCGAAUGAAUGCUUUCGAUGGCGAGUGUUCUCCCGACCCAGCGUUGGCUGGCUAUUGGAAUUUUAUUCGUCAUGGCUGUCAAUACUCGCUGUUUGUCUCAUCUGUAGCCACCACCUGGGCUUGCUUUGGACGGAUGGUGCAUUUUCUGCUGGCACCUUGGAUGUAUAGAUUCCUUCUGUACCAUUUUCUUGUGAUUUUAUACGGUGUGAAAGGGGGUAAUGGCAAAACGGGAGGAAAUCAAUGUCGGGGUCAUGGCUCGGUUCAUCUCACAGGGUGGGCGAUUUCUCAAAUCAAAAAGACUGCAUCUCUUUGCCCGUACUUGCUUCGAUCAUAGAUCACUU